Molecule: messenger RNA, 1016 nt
Organism: Cuscuta epithymum
Lineage: Eukaryota; Viridiplantae; Streptophyta; Magnoliopsida; Solanales; Convolvulaceae
Source: the annotation of a GenBank genome assembly
GAGACAAAAAGAAACACUCACCCCUUUUCCUUAAUCAUUUUCGGCCAACCCACACCCAGCAAGAGUAAGGAACUCUCCAGCCUCCCUUUUCCAUUGUUGAAGAGAUCUGAACAAGGAAGAAUCUCAAAAAAAGGAAUUAAGGUGAUAAAAGUGUGGAAAAAAUAAGAUGUCAGGCCGUUGAUGAGGAAUGUCAGAAGAUUCGUGAACGGGUCCUUGAGGGGCCCGUUGAGAACUUUCGGGUACGUGAUGACGGUGUUUUACUGUUUAAAGACCGUGUAUCCAUACCAAAGAGUGAGGAGCUCCAAAAGUCUAAUAUUGAUGAGGAAGGUCUUGAGUUGUUUCUUGUGGACUCUUUACGCCCACCCCAUUGUUACGCUACACAAUAAACCGAGUAAACCCUUUCUCCUCCUCAACGUUGUUGAUUUCUUGUAUCAACUCAUAUGCUUACCAGUCUUGUUCAAUUAUGCCCAUCAAGGCAGGAGAUCAAGAAGGAAGAAAGUCAGGUUUUUUCUUUUGGGAGAACUAGGGUUUAUGGGUAUGGCAUUGUUUAUGACUUUGGGUAUCAAAACCGUACACAAAGAGCCUUUUUUGUGGGAGUUUGUGUUGUUUUAGUGGACAUUGGAGAACCGUUGGGUAUGGUUUGUAGAAGGAAAAUUGUGGUGACGCCUUUUCGCUCGUUUAUUGUUUUCUUGAGUGGCAUCUUAUGGACGGUUUAUGCUGUUAGUUAUGGAAGAAGUGGAUGCUUUCAUUCUCAUUAUCUAUGGUGUUGGGGCGAUAUGUGGAGGGGCAGUGCAAGGGUUUUAUGCAUGGAUGGAUCGGAAUGAUCAUACACAAAGUGAAUCUUUUGAUCAUAUGCAACUUAUUUUGGGUAUGUUUGAGUUGUGCAAAGAAAAUCAGGUUUUUCAUAUAUCGUUUUGGUGGGUACGGUAAUAAGUUUUGUUUUGUUCAUUAUCAAUGCCGGGAAUUGUGUCAUUUGUGGACGUGGUUCUCGUAUUGAAGGCAUAUACGGAGUAUAU